Messenger RNA from Neurospora tetrasperma FGSC 2508, 408 nucleotides. RefSeq lists its product as uncharacterized. The transcript has a single exon. NCBI's taxonomy places the organism in Eukaryota, Fungi, Ascomycota, Sordariomycetes, Sordariales, Sordariaceae. The record is from RefSeq and is a predicted model, not a curated record. The coding region runs from base 1 to 408 and encodes 135 amino acids.
AUGGACACAUCCGAGGCGCUCAAACUUGUCCCUGUUCCGGCACUCUCCAGGGACAUGUCGAACUUUGGCGAAUGGAAGUUUGCCGUCAGGUUCCAUCUCAGCUACCACAAUGUUGGCUGUUUCGUUGAAGAGAAUGAGGACGGUCACCAACCUGAUAUUACUGCCAAGAUCUGGAGAGUGGAGAAAGAUAUUGGCCCUGCCGCGCCAGUCAUCUCCCAGGAUGAGCGCCGUUGCCGUCGCUUACUCGCGUACUCCAUCAUCUGGUCGUCCGCCAAGGACCUUAUUGGGUUCUUGAAGAGACGGUUCGGCAAUAAGCUGCAGCGCGAGGUUGACCAAUUUGAUCCCAAGAUACUGUGGCAGAUAAUUCUGAUGUACCACAAGACUUGCGGCCCAGCGCAGUACGCGUAG